AUGCUCACUCAAAUGGAUCUCAUCUCCUUAUUCCUCCACCAGUCCUCCCAUCUUCAACCUAUCCUCUCCCGCACCGUCACUGAUCUCUCCGUUUUGGCUCUCACUAGCCAGGCCAGAGUAAUGGAUGCAAUACAAUGCAUGAGUAUGGCGAUGCUCAAUGCGAUCCCAAGAACGCCAUUUUUCCCCCAAGGCCAAGAGAGGGAGCUGGUGACAUGUCACGUGACAACCAGCUUGGCCCAAGUGAUCCAGAUGGUCACCGCGAAACGUGUACACAGGGUUUGGGUCGUGGACCAGAACAAUGUCCUACAAGGCCUCGUUUCCCUUACUGAUAUUAUCGCCGCUGUCCGAUCCGCUUUGAUCUCCCCUGCUCAUUAUCUCUAA
Microthlaspi erraticum is the source of this 381-nucleotide messenger RNA. Lineage: Eukaryota; Viridiplantae; Streptophyta; Magnoliopsida; Brassicales; Brassicaceae. The record is from the annotation of a GenBank genome assembly.